Parnassius apollo (apollo) is the source of this 1281-nucleotide messenger RNA. Lineage: Eukaryota; Metazoa; Arthropoda; Insecta; Lepidoptera; Papilionidae. The record is from the annotation of a GenBank genome assembly.
AUGAGCUACUGCUUGCACUUUGAAAGUAUCGACUCUGCGACGCGAGCUAAAGAAGCCCUACACGGAUGUGACAUAUACUCCGGAUGCUGCACUCUCAAAAUCGAAUUCGCAAAGCCCGAGAGAUUGAACGUGUUCAAAAACGAUCAAGACAGCUGGGACUACACAUUGACGGAAGAUGCUCAGCCUAUUCAACGGAGCGCCCCGCUUCUCCAGUCACCACAGUAUACCGGAGGAAGACCCCAACCUUACAAUGCUACAAGUUGUACAACCAAGUCGUCGGCAAGAUCGUGCAGUGAAGAUUCAUGCAGUCAACAUUCUUGUGAUCAUUCGCAUAUAGACAUGGAAUUCGGGAGCGGUGGCCCCCCGCCACCUGGUAUGAUGAAGGAAAGACAUGGCCCACCGCCACCUCAUCAUCCGCGGGACGGUCGAGGUUACGGCCCUGAAGGAUAUGGCGGAGAAGGCUUCGUACCUCCGCCACCGAUGCAUCAUCCUUCUAUGCAGCCACAAAAUCAGGGUGGUCCACCGCAACAAGGCGCCGUAAUGAUGGUCUACGGGCUUGACCCGCAAACUGCUAACGCCGACCGGCUCUUCAACUUGUGCUGCCUUUACGGGAACGUCGUUAGAAUAAAGUUCCUGAAGACGAAGGAGGGCACUGCAAUGGUUCAGAUGGGAGACGGGGUCUCCGUGGAAAGAUGCGUGCAGAACUUGAACAACGUUACCGUUGGCGACUACACAUUAACAUUGGCGUUUUCGAAACAAGCGUACCUCUCCGAGGUGAUGAACCCGUACCCACUGCCCGACAAGAGCCCGUCGUUCAAGGACUACGUCGGUAACAAGAACAACCGGUUCCUAACGCCCGCGUCCAUACACAAGAACAGGAUACAGCCUCCAUCCAAGGUGCUGCACUUCUUCAACACCCCGCCAGACGUGUCGGACGAGCAGCUGCUGCAGGUGUUCAAGGACUACGGCGUCACUCCACCCCACACCAUCUCUAAAUUCCCGCUCAAGAGCGAGAGAUCAUCGUCGGGUCUCAUGGAGUUCACGAAUAUAUCGCAGUCCGUGAUGGCGAUAAUGGCAUGCAAUCACGCCACCAUUCAGCAUCCAGGUGCGAAAUUCCCGUUCGUCAUGAAGCUGUGCUUCUCGUCGUCCCGGCAAAUCGGCCAAGGCAAGGGCCAGCCGCCCAACAAGAACCAGAACCAAAACCAAAACCAGAACCUGAAUCCGAACCAAGAACAGAACAUGGAAGGCGAGAACAACGGCCUCGAGCACGAAUACUACUAA